Messenger RNA from Aspergillus calidoustus, 3927 nucleotides. Lineage: Eukaryota; Fungi; Ascomycota; Eurotiomycetes; Eurotiales; Aspergillaceae. The record is from the annotation of a GenBank genome assembly.
CCGCUUCCCCCCUUCCUUGAUUUCUUCCUUUCCUCCGCACUCCACGUCCGAAAAUGCAUCCAGCAUCCUGACGGGAUGUCCACGGAUUGUUCCCAUCUGUCUCCCUGCGAUGCAGAGCGAGAGAGACUGAGAGAAGUUGCAAAGUAUUAUUGCAUCGUCGAUCGUCGCUCAACCGCCGGCGACAAUGACAUUCAACCUCUCCAGGGCGACCAACAGCCGGAUAACGACAACAAACGACUCUCGCCGGAUACCGCCCUGACAGCGCUUGCCCGCCUCGGUGUUUUGCAACUCGGCUGCAACCGUGCGUUUGUCUCGAUCAUUGAUGAGGCCCAUCACCAUGUCAUCGCCGAAGCCACCGCGUCCGUUUCGCUUGGAAAUGCCCACAAACAUCAGAAUAACGAUGGAUUAUACUUGGGGACACGGUCGCUACACAUGGGAUGGGGAGUGGUACCGCAGACGAUCAAAUUCUUCACCAACCGGAAUCCCUCCACGCCGAUCGAGACGGACAAUUUGAUCGCCAACAGCACGCGAUAUGUCGUUCGCGAUUUCACAAAAGAGGAAGCGUACAAGGACCGACCAUACGUUGUCGGCUGGCCGCAUAUGCGAUUUUAUGCCGCAGUUCCCGUUAGAAGCCCCGGUGGCUACGUAUUGGGAUCGUACUGCAUUAUCGACGACAAGCCGCGGUCGGACUUUGGCGAUACCGAGGUAGAAGCUUUGCAAGAGAUCGCAGAUGCGAUUGCACAGCAUCUGGAGACUGUCCGAUUGUCGCACUGCCAUUGGAGAACCGAAGCGCUGGUCAAAAGCCUGACGACUUUUGUCAAAGACCACGCCGAGUUUGAUCCCACCGAGCCAUACAAACCUGCAGCUUCUCAGUCGCUAAAUGUUUUUGGCACGCAGGCAGGGGAUAGACUGUCUAAAGCUUCGGAUGAUAGCCAUCUCAAUUUGUCGAGUGCCGCUUUCGACGGCGAGGGAUCAGAAGCCAACCUGGGCCCGCUUUCUCCCUCCGAGGGAACGGCGGAGCUUACAUCGCUCUUUUCAAAAGUAACUUGCUCCGAACAGACCGAAUUAUCCGCUCCUCCCAGAUUUGAACGAUCGAUUUCCGCUUUGUCCUGGAACGGGGACGAACCAAGAGACCCCAUGAGCCUGCCGCGAAACGCCCCGGCUGUUACCGACAGGCCCACGAAUGACGCCCAGGCGUCGGCCACGGACAUUGCAAACCGGAUUUCGAAAAUAUUCUCUCGAGCAAGUGUCCUCCUUCGCGACUCGAUGGAUUUAGAUGGUGUCCUAUUCGUCGAUGCGUCCCGGUGCAAUGGGGGAGUUGUCCUUGCGAAUGAUACUGGAACAUGGGAACCAUUGCCAUCAACGCUAAAUCCAGGUUUUUUGGCCGAUCCCUAUCCGAGCCCGGUCGAUAUUCCAGGAGUCGGCUCGCUCUCCAAAGCAGCCGAGGAUCCAUGCGUGUUGUUAGGUCGUGCGCUGCGCGACACCACCAGAUCGGCUUAUCCGCAAUGCGAUUUCAACAUCACUGACAAAAUACUGGACGACCUGAUGGCAAAUUUCCCGCAAGGCCAGAUUUUCGACUUGAGCGAGUCGAAAAAUGAGGAAUGGUCUCUUCAGGCCUCUGACCCGGUGAGGGAUCUCUGCCGACAGCUCGCAUGCCACUUUCCAGACGCUAGCUCUGUCCUGUUCUCUCCAAUCUGGGAUUGGAACAAGUCUCGGUGGCUUGCGGGAACCCUGGUAUGGACGAGCAAUACCUUUCGUGCCUUGGGAGCGGACGAGUUGCAUUACUUCAAAGUUUUUGGCGACUCGAUUAUCUCUGAAGUGGCUCGCGUCGACUGGGCAACGACUCAGAAAUCCAAGUCCGCUUUUAUGUCAUCGGUCAGCCAUGAGUUGCGAUCACCGCUGCACGGCAUUCUCGCCAGCGCAGAACUCCUGGGAGCCACCUCGCUGCCGCCGCAGGAACAGCACCUGGUGAACAUGGUAGAGGCAUGCGGUAUGACUCUGCUCGACACUCUCAACCAUUUACUGGACUUUUCUGGAAUCAACAACCUUACUUCGUUGGAAGAUUCUCCUCCAGGUGCUCCCGAUGUCGGAUUGACCAGUCUGGAGACUACAUUCGACCUCGGAGAUUUAGUAGAAGAGGUUGUGGAAGUUCAAUACACUGGCCAGACAUUGCCAAAAACUGCUGCGCAUCUCGACCAGAGCCCAGUCUCCCCUUCGCCAGACGACUUUGACACUUGCAAAGAUGAGGUGUCGGUUAUUGUUCGCGUCGAGGAUGCACCGACCUGGAAAAUCCAGUCGGUCCCUGGUGCUUGGAAACGGAUUGUGAUGAAUGUGCUUGGCAACUCCUUGAAAUGGACAAAAGCCGGUUUUGUCGAGGUAUCUCUCUCAAAGGUGAGGCGAAAGAGGGAUCCGUUGCAUGUUUUCGCUCUUCUUUCAAUCACCGAUACUGGGUCUGGAAUUGCUGCGGAUUUUCUCCGACACAAGCUAUUCUCCCCUUUUGCGCAAGAGAAUUCCCUAUCCGAAGGACUGGGUCUUGGGUUGAGUAUUGUGCGGCAGCUCGUGGCUUCCCUUGAUGGUCACGUCAACGUCAGGAGUGAAGUGGGUGUGGGCACGCAAGUGGAUAUAUUCGUACCAGUUGAAAUGCUUCGGGAACCGCCGUCAAUUCCUCCGUCGCUUCCGAUGAUUGACGAAAACGUUCAAUCAGGCCCCCCGAUCCGCGCCUGUCUUAUUGGAUUCAACGACUAUCCCGGUCUUGGGGAAACGCCAACCGGUAUCUUACCUCCGGAGUCGAAACGGAAGCUCGCCAUCAGGAGCUGCCUCACUGCUAUCCUUGCAAAGCAGCCGGGCUGGAGUGUAUCGUCGUCGGAAUCCUUCACCAACUCAGAAGGUGACGUUGCGAUCAUUGAAGAGGCAAAGUUCAUGGAUAUUAUCAAGAAUGGACCGUCAUCCCUCGAAAAUGCGCGAAAUAUGGGUUUCAAGAAGAUAUUCAUCAUGCUCAACAGCAAGACGCCCGAUCCGCUGCCUAUACAGUAUUCGAACGUCAUUCGCGUUUCCCAGCCUUUCGGUUGCCGCAAGUUCCGACACGCAGUAGUUAAAGUCCACGAACUCCUGCAGAACCCGCCACUUGAAUCACCCUGCAUAGUAUCGGAAACCCUCCCUUCCCCCGACGCCGUCAGAUCAGAGCUUGUGCCAACUCUUCUUGCGGACGUUACGCUCAGUCAACCCCCGCCGGUAUCACAACCCAAAGAACCUAUCCCUUCGAUAUUGCAAGUUCCGACACCCUUGCAUCUCCUCAUCGUGGACGACAACGAAAUAAACCUCAAGAUCCUGGCAACAUUUGCUGGCAAAAUCGGUUGCACCUACGAGACAGCGACGGAUGGCUUGAUUGCACUCAACAAGUAUAAAGAGUCCCGGCGACGAUAUGAUCUCAUUCUUAUGGAUAUCUCCAUGCCAGUCAUGGACGGUAUAGUGUCGACAAACGAGAUUCGCUUGUUCGAGGAAGAAAGGAACCUCCCGAGGUCGCGCAUCAUGGCUGUGACAGGGGUGGCCUCGACGGACAUGCAGCAAAGAGCCAAAGCUGUGGGGAUUGAUGACUACCUCGUCAAGCCAGUUUCUCUCGUUGCCUUGAAGAAGGUCAUUGCUGCUUUAUGAACUGUUAUUCGGUGUUGUGGUUGGACAAGUGUGAUCAUCGGCAUUGCCGAUGAGGAGUUGGAAUGUAUCUGGAGUCCGGCAAUAUACGCGCCGCGACGUCCUUGAGAUUUUAGCGACGUUGCCACGAAUAUGAUGGCAGCUUGGCGCUUGCAUUUAGCAGCACAUCUGGGGCGGAGUUCCGCCCGCCUGAUGAUUUGUUUGAGCUUUGUAGAUAUCCACCAAUCAGCGAUAUAUUCAAAUUUAUAGCUGUCUUUUCCUGAUACCUCAAGUGAUCUU